AGCACCAUCGUCGUCGUCGUCUUCUUCUUCUUCUUCUUCCUCCUCUUCAUUCUCUCUCUAAAACCCUACGCUCUCUCUCUCUCUCUCUCUCUUCCUUCUGACCGGAGCAAGGAAGAUGAAACCCAGUUCCCUCUUCCCCUCAAAACCCACCCCGACCUGCACCGCGCUCUCCGUCCUGCCCCUCCUCCUCCUCGCCUUCUACGCCCUCCGCCACCAUGGCCAGCACCAGCAGCACCACGUGAGCUCCCGGAAUGCCGACCACUUCCGCCGCGCCUUCCUCUCCUCCGCCGCCAACGCCACCCUCGCCGCCUACCUCCGCGCCCUCACCCUCCGCCCCCACGUCGCCGGCACCGCGCCCUCCCUCGACGCGGCCCGCCUCGUCCGGGAACACCUCGAGUCCCUCGGCCUCGAGACCCACGUCGCCCGCUUCGCCCCGCUCCUCUCCUACCCCGCCCGCGUCUCCCUCGCCGCCCGCUUCCCCAACGGCACCUCCGUCGACCUCCCGUUGACCGAGCCCGGCCUCGCCCCCGACGCCGUCGUCCCCUACCACGCCUACUCGCCUUCCGGGUCGGCGGCGGGCGCGCGGGCCGUGUUCGUGAACUACGGCCGCGAGGAGGACUACGCCGCGCUCGCCGCGGCCGGGGCGGAGGUCGAGGGGUGCGUCGCGGUGGCGAGGAGGGGGGACCUGUCGAGGGGCGACGUGGUGCGUGCGGCGGCGUCGAAGGGCGUGGCGGCGGUGCUGAUGUACACGGAGGGGGACGCGGCGGGGCUGGGGCGGGCCGCCGGUGGGGUCGAGAGGGGCACGGUGAUGAGGGGCGUCGGGGACCCGCUGAGCCCCGGCUGGGCAGCGCUCGAGGGCGGGGAGGCUUUGGGCUUGGACGACGAGGAGGUGUCGGCGAGGUUCCCGAAGGUACCGUCCCUGCCGGUGUCCGCGGAAUGCGCGGAGAUGAUAUUGGCGUCGCUGGGGGGCCCUCCGGCGCCGCCGGAGUGGACGGAGACGAUGGGGUUUAAGGUCCGGGGGGUGGGGCCCGGCCCGACGGCGUUGAACUUUACUUACCAGGGGGAGAAAAAAGUUGCAACAAUCCAUAAUGUUUUUGCUGUCAUAAGGGGAUUAGAAGAGCCUGAUCGAUACAUUCUGUUAGGCAACCACCGGGAUGCAUGGACAUAUGGAGCCGUCGACCCAAACAGUGGCACUGCAGCCCUACUUGACAUUGCUCGUAGGUAUGCUCUUAUGAUGCAAAGGGGUUGGAAUCCUCGGAGAAGUAUCAUACUCUGUAGCUGGGACGCUGAAGAGUUUGGUAUGAUAGGGUCUACUGAGUGGGUUGAGCAGAAUCUCAUGACCCUGGGUUCAAAAGCCAUAGCCUACCUUAAUGUAGAUUGUGCUGUUCAAGGGCCAGGAUUUUUUGCCCGUGCAACUCCACAGCUAGAUGAGCUCCUCAUUGAGAUCACAAAGAAGGUUAAGGAUCCUGACAAUAAGGAAGCAACUGUUUAUGAGAUGUGGACAAAAGCUAAUGAUGGCAUCGAUAUCCAAAGACUCAGUGGGAUAGAUUCAGAUUAUGCUCCCUUUUUGCAAUACGCAGGAAUUCCUUCUGUUGAUAUGUACUAUGGAAAAGAUUUUCCUGUCUACCACACUGCCUAUGACACGUAUGAUUGGAUGGUGAAUCACGGAGAUCCUUUUUUUCAGCGUCAUGUGGCCGCUGCAGGAGUAUGGGGGCUCUUGGCGCUUCGUCUUGCGGAUGAUCUAAUUUUACCUUUCAAUUACCUCAAUUAUACGAACCAGUUGCGGGGCUAUGUAGAUAUCUUGAAUAACUUACUAGAUGGAAAUAUUUCUGUGCACCCUUUGACCUUGUCAAUCCAAGCACUUGCAUCGGUGGCCAAAGAGGUUGAACUGGAAGCAGAGAAAUUGAGUGCAGAGCAGACGACUGGCGAGCCCGGAGUGUUGAGGAGGCGAGCAUUAAAUGAUCGGCUGAUGCUUGCUGAAAGAGGCUUCUUGGAUGCCGAUGGUCUUCCCUAUGGACAGUGGUUCAAACAUCUCGUUUAUGGACCGAGCGACUACAGAAGCAGGACAUCCUUCUUUCCUGGAAUAGCAGAAGCCAUUUGGAGAUCAGCGCGAAUGAGAAGCGGGGAAGGGCAAGCCUCGAUUCAACAUGAGAUAUGGAGAGUGGCUAGAGCCAUUCAGAGGGUUGCCGAUGUUCUGGGAGGUCGACCCUUGUAAAGAAAAUUUAUAUCACACGCAGAGCACAAGAUCGACUCUCAUGCCUGUACACAUGCAGUUAAGAUGUGAUGAGAAGAAACUCAAGGAAAAGGGCAGUCUCUGUCUCACGUAAUAUGUGCUCCUAUGUAGAAAUUUUCGGAUCUCUGACAUAUACAAUAGCUGCCAUUACUCAUGAAUGAAAGUACAUUUUGCGUCCUUGUAGUGUUUAGGUGUUACAGUUUUGAUCCUUGCUUGUUCUGCACAAAUUGACUUCUUGUAUUAUAUGCAGCUCACAGAUUAAGUCGUUGUCUUACCAUAUUUCUGUUCGAAAUCUAAUGGGAAUUCCCAAGUGCCUAUGUGCACAAGUUCAGGGAAUUGUAUUUCAGCCUUCCUGCUUUA
Molecule: messenger RNA, 2593 nt
Organism: Eucalyptus grandis
Lineage: Eukaryota; Viridiplantae; Streptophyta; Magnoliopsida; Myrtales; Myrtaceae
Product: probable glutamate carboxypeptidase AMP1
Molecular function (GO): carboxypeptidase activity
Source: RefSeq, a predicted model, not a curated record